Messenger RNA from Clunio marinus, 1963 nucleotides. Lineage: Eukaryota; Metazoa; Arthropoda; Insecta; Diptera; Chironomidae. The record is from the annotation of a GenBank genome assembly.
UUCCAAUGUUGCUCAAGGUAAAAUCAUAACAUUGCAAAAAUUGCAACAAGUGGUUGUGUGUUUAAUUUAGUUUUUCAUUUAAAUCAUUUUAAUUUAACAAGUUAGAAAAAUGUUCUCGGUUUAUAAGAAUGAACAAGAAGUUAUUUCUGAAUUACAAAAGUUGAUAGAAGAGAAAGCAAAUGAAGCGAUUAAAAAACGAGGCAGAUUUUUUAUAGGAUUUUCUGGAGGAUCAUUGGGAAAAUAUCUAUGCAAAUGUUUGCCGAAAAUUAAAACUGAUUGGAGCAAAUGGAUUGUUUUCUUUUGUGAUGAGCGUUAUGUUGCUGAAAAUGAUUCUGACUCGACCUUCGGGUUUUACAAGCAGAAUCUGUUACCCAAAGUUCCUCUCACUGAACAACAAUUUGUUACAAUUAAUGUUAAAGAUCCAAUUGAAAAAGUAGCAGCUGAUUAUGAGAAAAGAAUUCGUGAAGAGUUUAAAAUGCCAGAUGGAGUUCCUUCAUUUGAUUUGUUGCUUCUUGGAAUUGGCCCGGAUGGUCACACUGCUUCACUGUUUCCUGAUCAUGAGUUAUUAACAGUCACUGAUCGCCUCAUCGCUUACAUCAACGAUUCUCCUAAGCCGCCUCCUCAAAGGAUAACAAUGACAUACACUCUCAUCAAUAAUGCUCGUAAUAGUAUAUUUGCCGUUCCUGGUAAUGGAAAAGCUGCGAUCAUUAAAAGUAUCUUUGGUGAUAAAGUUGAUCUACCUGCUGGAAGGGCAAACAUUGGCACAUCAUUGAAAAAGUUUGCAAACGAUUUAGGAUUUUUCACUAUUGGAGAUAUGAUUCGUACAUGGGAUGACUUUAUUUUCAAUGGUAGUGGAAUAUAUUCUGAAGUGCAAGCUCUCGAACUCAAUCAUAUUUCAGAAAUGGCAAAAUAUUCAAAAAACUCUGGCAGUAAAAGUAAAAACUAUCGUGGGUUUAAGAUUAAUAAUACUCAGUGGAACAAUCAUAACACAAGACGUCACUCAAAUCAUUCCGACAUAUUUGCUUUCUCAGAUAAUUUCCAAGACUAUUAUAUUGAAUUUGACGACAGUGGUGAGGACAAGGACGAUUCUGAUGAUUUUAUUGUUGCAAGCGAACAGAUAUCACACGUUAAAAGUAUUGAUGUACAAAUUCCUUCAUGCACUGCAUCUGAUAGUUGGGAAUAUCCGAAAAUGAUGACAAUUUGUUUAAUGGAAAUUGUUAAUCCACAUCGAUUUUGGUUUACUUUUUAUGACGAUUUUAAGAAAAUUAACGAAUUGAUGAAAGAAAUGAAAAAUUAUUACGAAGCAAGAGAUCAUUUGAAAGUUGAUCAAAAAGAUUUACAGUCGGGACUGCAUGUGGCGGUUCUUUAUUGUAGUUUGUGGCAUCGUGGACGAAUCCUUAAAUUAAAGUCACCAGACAUUGCUCGAAUCUUUUACACCGACUUUGGUACUGUCGAAGAUGUGCCGCUUAACAGAAUUUGUUAUUUGAUGAAUGAUUUUUUGCAACUUCCGUGCAGUUUGAAGCGUGGAGUUUUGUCGUUUGUUCAACCAACGAAUGGAAUUUGGAGCGAGAAUGCAAAAGUUUCUUUCCACAGGUGCCACACAAAGAAAAUUGAAGUUUGCAUAUUUAGAAAGAAUCCUAAAGACUCAUCAUUUUAUAUGUCAAUGAAACGACCAGGAAGAGAUUCGUUGAUAGCUGACAUUCUGAUCAAGAAGCAUUUCUGCAUUUAUGACUUCGAUUUCUUGUCAAAAGACGUAGUUGGUGGAUUGACAUUUGAUUACUAUGAAAGUGGAAAUUUUCUGGAUGUCGUCGAACUUAUGAAUCAAAACAGUUUGAAAUCUUGGAUGCCAUCUUCGAGUCAAUCAAAAAAAUUGAUUGACAAUCACGUUUAAAGUUUUUUAAGACAUUAAAACAUUUUUUUUGUGGAAGACGAAAAAGUUUAAAAAUAAAGGAAGUGCAAAAUA